CCUGGGAAUACCCACCCCGUCCUGCUCUUCCCCAGGCUGCAUCCCUCCUUGCAGGCAGGUCUCACGCAGCCCAUGGCUUCAGAGGAGGCAGCAAACCCUGGACCACAUCCCACAACCCCUGUGACCCCCAAAAAGAGCCGGAAGAAAGGGAAGGAGAAGCCGGAGGCUGGGGCAGAUGCUCAGGAAGGAGGGGAUGAGGUGAUGGAGCGGGAGGCCAGGAUCGAGGGGCUGACACGAGCCGGGCACCGGGCGCUGGUGCUGGGCGAUGGGCAGGAAGCGGUUGGGUGCUUCAGGAAGGCGUUUGUCCUGUCCAGGAGCAUGGGGAGCCCCCAGCUCCGCAGCACUUGUGCCUUCAACCUGGGGGCUGCCUAUGUGGAGACCGGGAAACCCAAAAAGGGCCUCGCUUUCCUCGUCCAGUCCCAGUCCUCCUUGGGGGGCAAUGGGGAGCCCUCGCGGGGCCUUUAUUUCAGCAUCGAGGCGGCUCGCGAGGGGCUCCAGGACUUCCCAAAGGCUCUGGAGCACUUUGGCAUCACUGCUGACGGUGACCGUGCGGCACAGGCCGGCAGCAGAGCCGGGACCCGUGUGCGGAUGGGCUGCUGCUACCUGGGGAUGCGGGAGCCGGAGCGUGCCGCUCGGUGCUUCCUGGAUGCCGCCCGGUGCUUUGCGGUGGCCGCCAGCCCCGAGGCCACGGCCGUGGCUCUGAGCAGGGCCAGCGGCUCCAUGCUGCAGAGCCGGGGCUUCGGGGUGGCCGAGAUCACCGCGGUCCUCGCCCAGUGCCACUCGCUCUGCGGCAGCAUCCGGGAUGCAGCCCUGAGAGGGAAACUCUACAGCGACAUCGGGCUCAGCUAUUCCCAGCUCCACAUCUUCACAUUGGCUGCCGAGAGCUUCCAGAGGGCUCUGGCAUCCGGACCGGAGCAGCACAGGGCGGCCGCGCUGCUGCAGAACAUGGGUGCUGCCCACAAUGCGCUGGGCAGCUUCGGCACGGCGCUGGGCUGGCACCGGCGAGCGGUGGCGCUGCACGGAGCUCUUGGGAACCGGAAGGCACAGGGACAGUGCUUUGGGAACCUGGCCUAUGCCUGCAGCCAGCUUGGGAACCAUGAGGCUGCUGCAGAGAGCUACCUGCAUGCCCUGCAAGCCUUCCGGGACUCAGGGGAUGUACAGGGGCAGUGGCAAGCGUGCGAGGGGCUGGGAGCUGCCUACUUCCAGCUGGGAAAUUCCCCCAGAGCCAUUGGGCACUACAAGGAGGCUCUGACGUUGCUUUCCCAUUGCCAGGACACCCCCAGAGCUGCCCGUGAGCGGGUCGUGCACAGGCUCACCGAUGCCAUCCAGCACCAGCUCUGCCUCCAGGGCCGCCUCUCCAGCAGGCCAUGA
Messenger RNA from Melopsittacus undulatus (budgerigar), 1371 nucleotides. RefSeq names its product tetratricopeptide repeat domain 24 (gene TTC24). Lineage: Eukaryota; Metazoa; Chordata; Aves; Psittaciformes; Psittaculidae. Gene Ontology annotation, molecular function: protein binding. Bases 73 to 1371 code for a protein of 432 amino acids. The transcript has 6 exons. The record is from RefSeq and is a predicted model, not a curated record.